CCGGCUGAUUUAUAAAACAAAAUCAAAUUUAAAAAUGUUAAACGUUCGCAGCGUUUUUUGGCUGCAGCGACGCUGGAAAAGUGGAGGAAAGAAGCGAUGGAAUGUGCUACAGAACAAGAAAAACAACUGCGACCGGGCCAUAGACAGCUUCGAUGACUUCUACGGCUCCGUUUACGGCACACGAUGGAAGAACAUGCGAGCCGCAUUGCUCACGAGGCACAAGUACAUUGCCAUGGUGAACAAUUUCGGGAACACGGAACAGACCUGCAGCAUGCUAGAGACGGACGGGGCCAUCAACAUGAAGUCCCUCAUCAAUUUGGCGCAGGAGCGUCUUCGGGGCACAGACCCAGCGACGGAGGGCCAGGGCCAGAAUCGUUACGAAAUCGAUGACAAACUUGAUGCGCUGCUGCGAAAGCAACAGGAACGCGAGGUGGCUUCCAUUUACCCCAGUGCUGGAGAGGAUGGUGCGUCUGUGCAGAUGCCACAACAAUUAAAGUACGACAAUGUCGAGGCAAAGGAGAAAACACAAUCAGAGUCGAAGGACUUCAAGCAGAGCUUGACAAAAGCGCUGGAGAAUGAUGUGAAGCUGGAUGAGCACCGGUUAGUGGAUCCCCAGUUUGGCACUGGGGGCCUGUACGAGUAUAUGCCUGCACACAGCAUCAAGGGCAUGGAGGAUUGGGUGGCAGAGUCAGAGCAUUACAAAUACUACCAGACCAGUGCAGAUUUUCCGCUCAGAAUAGAGCCGGAAACUUUGUUCCACUAUCCUGAGCACUUGGCGCUGUACACCUACGAGAUGGGCAACUGCUCGGACUUUAAGGCGCCAAAGAAAUGCCUCACGGGCGUCUCCUCGCACUUCAUGAUGGACGGCGCCUCCACGCUGCCGCCACUCUUCCUGCAGGUGCAACCUGGCGAAAAGGUGCUGGAUGCCUGUGCCUCGCCGGGUGGCAAGUCACUGCUGCUGCUGCAGACACUCCACCUGGACAAACUGGUGUGCAAUGACAUACAGGAGUCGCGCGUGAACAGAGUGCGCCGCCUCAUGCAGGAGUUUCUGUUCGACUACAAGCAGCGUUUGGCCGCCAAGCAUUUGAUCUUCAGCCAGAGCGAUGCCCGCAAUCUGGAUGAGUACCAGCAAUACGACAAAAUACUGGUGGAUGUGCCCUGCACCACAGAUCGUCAUGUGGUCAUGGAGCAGGACAACAACAUCUUCAAGCCGUCGCGCAUCAAGGAACGCCUGCGCAUACCCGAGCUCCAGUCGGACAUUCUGGCCAACUGUUUGCGCCUACUACGGCCCGGCGGCAGUCUCGUUUACUCCACCUGCUCGCUAUCGCCCAUACAAAACGAUGGCGUGGUGCACAUGGCGCUGCAGAAAGUCUUCAUCGAGCAUGGCAUUACUGCAACGAUUAAAGAUCUGAGCAGACAGGCGGAACUCUUCUCGGAUGUGUUCAAGUUUGAGCACCCAAAGGGGCUUAAAUAUGGCCAAAUGGUGAUACCUUAUCUGCCAGCCAACUUUGGCCCUAUGUAUUUUAGUAAAAUUACAAGAAAUGUAUGAGA
Drosophila guanche is the source of this 1551-nucleotide messenger RNA. RefSeq names its product 5-methylcytosine rRNA methyltransferase NSUN4. Lineage: Eukaryota; Metazoa; Arthropoda; Insecta; Diptera; Drosophilidae. The record is from RefSeq and is a predicted model, not a curated record. The coding region runs from base 35 to 1549 and encodes 504 amino acids. Gene Ontology annotation, cellular component: mitochondrial large ribosomal subunit. The transcript has a single exon. Gene Ontology annotation, molecular function: methyltransferase activity. Gene Ontology annotation, biological process: rRNA methylation.